AUGACUCAAAGAACUACUACUACAGCUACCGUUACAAGUUUAGCUCGUGGUUCUAUCUCAGGAAGAUUUAGACCAUGUGAUGACUGUACCUGUUCUCCAGGUUUAUUAUCAAGACAAGGUAGAAGAGCAUCCUUAUUUUUAAGACAAAUAGAAAGUAGUCGUAGAAAGACCCAUUCCCAUAAUAGAAACUCUAUUGCUGGUAUUGAUAAUGCUUCCAUCUAUUCUUCUGACUCCCUAUGUCAAUCUAACAAAGAAGUUAAUACUAGUCAAAGGUUACAUGCUUUACGUUCAGAAAUGGAAAAACAUGAUAUAGCAUGUUAUAUUGUUCCAAGUGAAGAUGAGCAUCAAUCUGAGUAUGUCGCAGCUAUUGAUCAAAGAAGAAGUUUCAUUUCUGGAUUUUCAGGUUCUGCUGGUAUCGCCUGUAUUACUAGAGAUUUAUUAAAUUUCAAUACAGGACAUCAUGAAGGUAAAUCUGUUUUGAGUACUGAUGGUAGAUAUUUUAAUCAGGCAUUACAAGAAUUAGAUUUUAAUUGGUCAUUAUUAAGACAAGGUGUUGAUCAAACAACUUGGCAAGAAUGGUGUAUUAAAGAAUGUCAAGAAAUGUCGGAAGGUCUAGGUAAUAAAGAAGUUAAAAUUGGUGUAGACCCAAAAUUAUUUAGUUAUCAUCAAAUCGUUCAAAUACAAAAAUUAAUUAACGAUAAAUUAGCUGGUUUUAAUGCUAAUGUCUCUUUGGUUCCAAUAAAAGAUAAUCUGAUUGAUGCCAUAUGGAAUGAAUUCGAAGUAGUUCCUGAAAGAGAAAAGAACGAGUUAUUGAUGUUACAUUAUGAAUAUCAUGGUGAAGAAUUCCAAUCAAAACGAGAUCGUUUAAUGAAGAGUCUAAAAGAGAAAUAUGCUACAUCAGACAAUGCUAAACAUACAUUUGUAGUUGUUGCAUUGGAUGAAAUUUGCUGGUUAUUAAAUCUUCGUGGUUCGGAUAUUGAAUAUAAUCCAGUCUUUAAUGCAUAUUUGUUGAUGAAUGACGAUGGUGAAACAAUUUUGUUUUGUGAUAAUCCAACCAAUGAAGAAAUAAAGUUUUUCUUUUCUGAUAAUGCAAUUAUUGUCAAACCUUAUAAUGAAAUUUGGGAAUUCCUUAAUGUUUACACAAACGAAUUAGAAUCUCAAUCAAAUGACUCUGAGCAAAGUCAUUCCAUUUUCCUACCUGAUACCUCAUCCUGGCAAAUUGUCCGCUCUGUUGAAAAUAUUCCAUACAAGAUCAUCCACUCACCAAUUGAUUUCUUUAAAUCUGUCAAGAAUGAUAUUGAGUUAGGUAACGCACAUAGAGCUCAGGUCAAAGAUGCUCUAUCUAUUAUACAGUAUUUCUCCUGGUUAGAACAACAACUGGUUGAAAAAGAGGCCUUAAUUGAUGAAUACAAAGCUGGUGAAAAAUUAGUUGAAAUUAGAAAAACGCAAAAGCAUUAUAUGGGUAAUUCUUUUGAAACUAUAUCGUCAACAGGUGCUAAUGCAGCCAUUAUUCAUUAUGCACCACCUAAAGAUAAUUGUUCUAUGAUUGAUCCAUCAAAGAUCUAUCUAUGUGAUACUGGUUCUCAAUUUUUAGAAGGUACUACCGAUAUUACAAGAACAUUACAUUUCACCAAACCCACACAGGAACAAAUUGACAACUAUACGUCAGUCUUAAAAGGCAAUUUAGCAAUUGAAAGACUAGUAAUUCCUGAAGGAACAACUGGUUAUAGUAUUGAUGCUAUUGCUAGACAGUUCCUGUGGGAAAGGGGUUUAGAUUAUAGACAUGGUACUGGUCAUGGUAUUGGUUCAUUUUUAAAUGUUCAUGAGGGACCAAUUGGUAUUGGAUUUAAACCACAUUUAGCUAAUUUCCCAUUACAAGUUGGAAAUAUAAUUAGUAAUGAACCUGGUUACUAUAAGGAUGGUGAAUAUGGUAUUAGAAUUGAAAAUGAUAUGGCUGUUAAAAGGGCAGAAGGUUUACAAUUUGGUGAUCGUAAAUUUUUACGAUUUGAAAAUAUUACAUUAGUACCAUAUUGUAAGAGAUUAAUAAAUGUUAAGAUGUUAACCACUCAAGAAAUAACACAAAUUAACUCAUACCACUCAAGAAUCUGGAAUACUUUAGUUCAAUCUAUUCAACCUCAAAGUAUUACUUUCAAAUGGUUAAAGGAAGAAGUGAAACCAUUGCGAGAAUAG
This is a messenger RNA of Maudiozyma saulgeensis, 2190 nucleotides long. The record is from the annotation of a GenBank genome assembly. Lineage: Eukaryota; Fungi; Ascomycota; Saccharomycetes; Saccharomycetales; Saccharomycetaceae.